AUGUCUAGAGAAGGCAUUAACUUUUUAAAUUCCGGAAGAGAUAUAUUGAUUUCAGUCUGAGGUAUAUAUAGGAUGAACAUGUAGGUUGAAUUUUGAGAAGGCUAACAUCUGAUUUAAAAAGUGCCUAUGAUUUGACGACAUUUUGGCGAUAUAAGGGUCAUAUAAGUCACAUUUGUUUUUUGUUAUUGUAGCCUGCAUAGUAGGCGUUUCCAAAAAGGCACGCGAAGGGAACGAAACUGCGAGCGAGUGAGAAAAAUAAGGAGCAAGGGCCGGGGGAGGGGUGCGGCCUUCUCUCCCCUUUCUCGCUCAUCCCCUCCCCACUUCUCCCCAAUUUUUUGCUCACACCAGGCGCGCUCCUUUGCUCGUCCGCUUGGUCGAUUUCUUGUUCGAUCUCUCCGUCUGGAAAAGGAAAAUAAACGUCUGCUACGCAAGCUAUUGUUGUUGUAGUUUUGCUUUUUUCCCCGCGAACGCAAAAGGCCUGCGUUAGUUUGCGAUUCGUUUUGCGUAAAUCAUCUGGAAUUUUCUCCAGUUUUCUCCAUGGUCUUCAGAUGUCUAGGAUUAGGGUAUGGGCGUCUGUGGUUUAUGAGCACACCCCCUCCCCUAUGACAACCAAUACUUGCCCACACAACCCAGCGUGUAGCCAUUUCCGGUAUGGUACAACAGAUUCCAUGUGUGGUUUUCUCGGCCAGGGAUCAUAAGCUAUCAUAGGAUUCACCUUCUUUCUCGUUGCUAUCAGUCAUGAAUUUUGAUCAUCUCUUACUAGUUUUUAUUUACACCUUUGUGGUGCCCAGUGCAGCUGUGACAAGGAGACUUAAGGUACAUCGUCUACCAAGUGGAAUAGAUGAAUUUGAAGUUCUAGAUGACAACAUGGAUAGUAUAUGUACCGAGACAGAAAGAGCGAUGGAAUUUUGUGCAAGGCAUGGAGCAAUUAACGUUAAGAAUACAGGACCCUGUUCUAAUCAUGAUGAAGAAACACUACAAUGUCGUUGUAACUCUACUAAAUCAACGUUUCUUCUGCAUGAAGGAAGGUGUGUGAAUAACCGCAAUAUCACUCGGCUUCUUCACGGAGAGGUAUCGCCAGUUUGCAAGUUUCGCCUUGUUGUUCAAAAUGGCCGUAAUCCUCUUCGUUGUGAGAGGUCCCCAGUCUCCACGCUGCCAACAAACAUCACUGAAACAAGGCGUUACUUGCUGUGCACUGCGCAAGCUUCGGAAGAGGUCUUCAACUGCAAGAUUGACAUCAACAGGUCGAUGUACAAUAAUGCCGGGCGAUGGAAACGGCUGUGGAGACUGGAUCCAAGAGAACAGUCAGUGGGUGCUAAGGAAAUAAUACUGAGGUUGGCCUCAAACGCCUCAAGAUACAGCGGCCUCAUCGUGUCUCUAGAAGCAACUUGCCAGGUGAAGUCAGAGCUCAGUUUACGACUGCGAGGCCAACCUCCAUAUGACGAGCUUCAAUCUUGUCUACUUCUCAAAGUUAGCGGUACCCGUUCAUGGUCAUUAAAACCACAUCAGAUGAGCUUCACUAAGUCAAACCAGAUGAACUUCGAGCUUGCAGUGAAUCAGAGCAGACAUCAUAAUGAACGCCAAAACAAGACAGACUCAGGGGGGAAUACGACAGUUAUUGCACGGCCUACCAUACAACAAAGUCCUACAACUUUAUCAACCGUUGAACUUGUCACAGACAAAGUUGAAAUUCACAAAGCUGACAGCGCCUCGUUAUACAAGCAAUUGAUAUAUUUUAUGAUUGGGGCGUUCCUUGGUAUCUUAUGGACUCCAAUAACUAUUUAUUUUGUGUUUCAAUGUGCGUCUCGUCACACCCGACUCCGUACGCGCCGGAAGAUGAAGAAAGCGCAAAGACGAAGAAGGAGCACAGGAAAUCCAACAUACGAACGAGGUCCGGACACUAGCCUCGUUCUGAUGCCAAUGGCAGCUGUCAAUCUCUCAGGAUCCCCCGUUUCCGCUGUGUCUCCAUAUGCUGACGUCUACCAGCCACUAGUUGAGAACACCAGGCCUCACAGCAUCAAUAUCUACAAUAACUUGUACGAGAGCUUGGGCAGGCUGCGAGAUAAUCCAGAACUACGUCGGUUUUCUCAUUCCUUGUAUCAGGAUUUGACGAGAGCUAACGCUACAACCUCAGGUUUAAAUUCUACGUAUCAAAAAGUGUUUACCCCUGGUGUAACAACAGCGACCGUUUCUUUAAAUUCUUCGCCUGGGCCCGUUUACGUUAACAUUUCUGUAGGAGCUUCACACGAGCAGGGCGACUCAGGAACAACGAGGAAAAAUCAAGGGCUGCAAUGUUCACCUGAACUGUUACAUAAUGAAGAAUGCACUGUAGUUGGCACAACAUCGAGUGUUUUGACCGUAAGGUGUCAAUCAACUGCAACGUCAUCGCAAGAAGAUGAAGGGAGGGCUGUAGAGUCAGUUGCGCACUCUUCGUCAUUGUUAUCAUUAUCUUCGCUAACAUUUUAUGAAGAGGACGAUACUUCAGUGGUAAAUGACCAAAUAGGGCUGGAAUCUGAUUUUGUGGUCGAGGAUGAUUCGUGUGAGGGAGAUAAACAACAUAAGAAAGUUGAUACUAUUGAUAACAUGUCUUCAGAAUCUGAUACAGCUCGUGAUAGCUUACAUGACAGUACAUCAGAGUGCCGGCUGAGCGGGUUGGAGAUUAUUAUAGACUCUGACUGUAGUGAGUGCGGCAGUGAACUCGAAGACGCUAUUGAUGAAACACAAACCCAGUCACAACCGUUUUACUAUGUACUCGAAGGCCCUAAUCCAACAGAAUGUUAUACGUGAGCGCCAUGUUUUCACUGCGUACAAUGAUCAAAAGAAACAAUCUCGUCUCAAGGGGCCACCAUUUUGAAAAUGCUUGUUUUGUUUAAAAAUGAUGUUGCCUGUAAAUGCCUGAUAAUGUUAAUGGUUUGCAUUGCAUGAAAAUUCGUUGGUUUCUAUUUCGUGACAUUGUGUUACCGAACAUUGCGUGACAAGAGGAAGAUAUGGCCAGAUCGAAUUUGUUACAUUAGUUAUCUUCUGAUUUUCAAUCAUGAAUUCCUUUUUUUCUUUAAAAAACAUACACUGCAGUUCUUCACUGCAGACCGCGGCAGCCUUAAAGACAGUUGAUCACGUGUUGCAGACAAACGCACCGCAUGAUAUUUUUAUUAAACCACCGCGAAUGGGUUUGAAAAUAGGCUUUGGGUUAUUCUCGCAAUAGCUUCAAGUUCUACUCGUGAAAGACUGGAAAGAGUAGUAAGCUAUUACCGCAACUUAAAAUUGUAAAAGGAGUCAAGUAUUUUCUACGUUGCAGUUAAGAGUAUUUUCUAGAAUGUAGUUUUCUAGCAAAGUUUAUAUUGAAUUAUAAUGAAGGAUACUCUAGCUUCUAGUAUCACAGUCCUUUAUCACAAAAUUCUAGCCUCAGUUUUGAACCUCCAUAUGAUAGUUACAGCGAAUCUCUUCCCUUUCCUAAAGAUCCUGGAGACCAGGUUACCAAUCCUCCUUCCUCUUGCUAACGAAGUUCGCGGCCCGUACUUUAUUUUCUUCCCUCUGUUAAAUAACUGACUGACGUCAUUCAAAAUUUUGAGCCAAAGAAACAUUUUACAAGUUCAUUUUAUGGAAGGACAAGACUCAGAGCGGAUCAACACAGAUCUAGAGAGCUGCCUCUUCCAUUCAAGGACGAGGCAAAAACAACAGUUGCCAUUCUUAUUUAGGGCCCAGUCCACACAAGUCUGAAGAAAUUUGAAAACUGCAUUUUCACUCUGAAAACGUAUCGUAAUAAUAAUAAUAAUAAUUAUUAUUAUUGAAUAAUUUCAGGGUUUAUUGAACCUCUCGGUGCAUUUUUAAAGUCAGCUCUUACAAUAGCAAUUGAAUAAUCAUCUUGUGUCGAUCGUACGGCGUAUGUUUUCCGUCCACACUACGCCGGAGAAAUUUGAAUACCGCAUGAAGCUUUUCCCCUUCAUAGGUUAUGAGGCAGAAUGGUUGUGAGGGAAGUUUGUUGACUGCGAUGGUGGCGGUCGCUUUGACGAGGAUCGCUUGUGGUUGUGGUGAAAUGCUACUCCUUGCCUUUGUUUAAGCACUGCUGGUAAAAGCGAAAGACUACAACUGGAAAUCCUUUGGACUGAAAAAAUGCUUCCAUUUAAUAAUGAUAAUGAUAUUGAUAUUUAAAAAGGGUGACACCAAAACAGCUAACA
Molecule: messenger RNA, 4175 nt
Organism: Orbicella faveolata
Lineage: Eukaryota; Metazoa; Cnidaria; Anthozoa; Scleractinia; Merulinidae
Source: RefSeq, a predicted model, not a curated record